Exophiala bonariae is the source of this 1029-nucleotide messenger RNA. RefSeq lists its product as uncharacterized. The record is from RefSeq and is a predicted model, not a curated record. Lineage: Eukaryota; Fungi; Ascomycota; Eurotiomycetes; Chaetothyriales; Herpotrichiellaceae. The transcript has a single exon. The coding region runs from base 1 to 1029 and encodes 342 amino acids.
AUGUCGGACGAGUUCGUCAUCAGCCCACCAUGGGGAGCCAUCCUCCGACAGUUCUUCUAUUCCCAGUUCUUCGGCACCCCAACAUAUCCAACACACUCGUUCGCGGGACAGACAGUCAUCGUGACGGGCUCGAACGUGGGACUUGGCUUCGAAGCAGCACGGCACGUCUACCGACUCAACGCGGCGAAACUGAUCCUCGCGGUGCGCACGGUGAAGAAGGGCGAAGCCGCCAAAGAAGACAUCGUGCGCAGCGUCCGACACCGCAGCGACGGCGCUACGGCCAUCGAAGUCUGGCCCCUGGAUCUCGAGAGCACGAAAUCGACGCUUGCGUUCGCGGACAAGGCCAACGCCCUGCCCAGACUCGACGCCUUGAUCGAAAACGCCGGUAUCGUCAAUCAACAAUACAAGACGUCCGAGGGCUUCGAGCAAGUCAUCCAGGUGAACGUGAUCAACACGUUCCUGCUCGCGCUGUCCCUCCUCCCGAAGCUGCGCGAGACCAAGCAGAAGUUCGCGGACUCGGUCCCACACCUCGAGAUCGUGUCGUCCGAAGUCCACCACAUGACCAAGCUGCCCGCGCUCAACGCGCCGGACAUCUACGAGAAUCUGAACGCCGAGGCCUCGUUCGACAUAGACCGGUACAACGCGAGCAAGGCGCUCGAGGUCCUGUUCGUCCGCGAGCUGGUGUCGCGCCUCGGCAGCGAUGACCAUUCCGUCGUCAUCACCCUCGUGAACCCGGGUCUGUGCCGCAGUGCUUUGGACCGCAACGGGCCCGCCAUCCAGCGCUACAUCCUUGCCGGUUUCCGCUAUACCGUGGGCAGGUCGACUGAGGUCGGCUCCCGGACCUUGAUCCACGGUGCCACCGCUGGCCCCUCCAGUCACGGCGAGUUCAUGUCUGAUGGGGUCAAUCAGAAUGUCGCCGAGUGGAUCCGGACCGACAUGGGGAAGAAGGCGCAGGUCAAGGUCUUCGAGCAGACAAUGAAGGUGCUGGAGUCGAGGAAGCCGGGAAUUGGCAAGGCCGUCGGCUUGUGA